CAGAAAGCGUAACAUCCUGUAAGGGUCUUGUUUACAAUACAAGCCAGAGAUGGGAGUUGCUAAAGGGUUUUUACAAAAACGUUGUCGAAUACAAAUGACAAAAUUCGAGUGUCAUUCAUUGUGUUAUUAGAAGUAGUCGAAUUAGGUGGAUAAACUAUAUAUAUAUACAUAUAACUAAGUUGCACAAAAAAUAGUUUUUUGUUUCGACUCUUCUGUGGAUUCCUUGCAACAUAGCCAACAAGCUACUGAGCUAGCUGCGUGCUAGCCUAGCUAGAAUAUUAAGAGUUUUGGGAAAUUAAUUGGAUGACAGCAAACUAGUUAAUCCUUUAUAAACGAAGUGGCAUAAUCCUAUCCAGUCUGGUCGAAGUGGGGUUUUGCGAGGUCCACUUCAAUGGGGAACUGUCUGUCUUCGCAAGGUGCCGAUGACCUUUCUCUUUUGAACGAGUCGGAGGCCAGUUUACCAGGAGAGCCGCCGCCGCCUUACCAGGAGCGUGCCCAGGUCCCAGUGUACCACCCAACCCCCAGUCAGACCCGCCUGGCCACCCAGCUGACUGAGGAGGAGCAGGUCCGCAUCGCCCAGCGCAUCGGCCUCAUCCAGCACCUCCCCAGGGGCAUCUUUGAUCCCGGAUCAGAACCCUCGGACAAGAAAGUCAAAGAGUGUGUGAUCUGCAUGAUGGACUUUGAGUACGGCGACCCCAUCAGGUUCCUGCCCUGCCUGCACAUCUACCACGUGGACUGCAUCGACGCCUGGCUGAUGCGCUCCUUCACCUGUCCCUCCUGCAUGGAGCCCGUGGACGCCGCCCUGCUGUCCACAUACGAAACCAACUGAGGCCCACCCCGUCGGAUCCCCCGCGCUGCUGCACAGAGGGGCGAAUCAAAUGCACCUCACCAUCUCACGUUGACAUAGCUGCUUCCAGACUAACAGACCAGCCAGGUUAAGCAGAUACCGGUAGGCCGUGUGACGGAAUGUAAAGCAGAGCACCUGGAGUUGACGGUGUAUUUGAGCUUAAAACAAAAAGUGAGUCUGUCUGCCUUGCAGGCCAGAGGGCCUGGCCAAACUUGUGAAAAUAGUGAAGGAUAUAGAAAUACUGAGAUGAUCGAAUAACACUGCACUCACCUUUAGGCGACGGGCGCUAGCUACGGAUUUGCUCGUGUAGUUUAGUUUUUGGGGUUGAUUUCAGUUCGAAUUCUCCUGCUGUCCCCUUCUUCCAGACCAUAUGUGCAAUAUUAUGUUGAUAAAGUGCAAGAAGGACUCUGAUAGGGUAAAUGGUGGCCCCGCCUCCCAGCCUCGACCUAAACACUGCUGCCACAGCCAAUAGUUGUCGAGACAUUUGCUACCUGGGUCGGUGAUUGGUUGAGCAACAAAUGGCACAGACGUGCGGCAGACAUAUGGCCUCGAAUGUCUCUUUAAAAGCACAGGGCUCUUUACUAGAAUGCAAUUUUUCUAAUCACAGGGUCGACUCUGUAAAAAAAUCGAAUCAACUAAAAAAAACGAGAGAAGAAUACAAGCUUACAAAGUGAUGAUAUGUUGUUACUCCAUGCCUUCCCUGUCAGCAUCUUAAUAGCUUUAUUUUGACCUUUGUAGGUUGGUUUACUAUUGCGUGGAGUGUGUAGCCUGUCGUACUCUAAGCUUCCUCUUUAACUUUGGUUCUGUUGUUUAGCCUUUGGCCUUAUCCUUAACAAGCUUCGCCCUGACGUCUGUGUUUUGGACUUGUCGAGAUGGUUUUUCGGGUUGUUGUUGUGUUUUUUUCUGUUUACUGUCAGUGACCUUCUCAAUUUAAAAAAAUGCUGUGCGAUCUCUGGCAGUUCUCCCACAAGGCUUUCUGGGAUAUCCUUGGGCAAUCUUUACCCCACUCAUCCCCAUCUGAGAAGAGACUGGGGACAUGUCCUGCUGCAUAAGUCACUUGCUGGAUUGCACAAUGUAGAGUAACACUAAGUGGUAAACCUCCAGACAAAAAUAGCUACUUGGCGUGACUUGACCCUCUGCCAGUUUCUGAUUAAUAUUGUUAAUUAAUUGAUUCAUAUUGUUAAUUAAUUGAUUCAUAUUGCCUGAAGUAUCCCCUGCCCUGCCCUUCAUUUUCUCCCUGCGUCCUGGAUGUCUGAAACGUGUUGGAGAGAAGAAAAACAGAUACUCGUUUUGUCAUGUUAUCGAAGUCAGUUGUAAUACGACAGACAAAACUAAUAGCAGUCGUGUUCUCCUUCCCCACGUUUUGACAGAAAAGAUGUGAAUAGUUGUUGUGUUUUGUGUGACAUAGGGAACUACAGUGCCCCAGAAUUUUGAGAGAUUUACAAAAUAGAAACAAAUAUCCAAGUAUGAUUUUCUUUGUGGUAAACUUAAGCUACUAACGUUCAAUUCAUUCAAUCUUUAUUGUCCACGGAGGGAAAUGUUGGUGCCGCAUGAAUUAAUGAGUUUAUAAUCGAGUGAGUGGGAGGGCAGGUGCCUAGUAGGGUGAAAGAAUAGGUUUGUUUAACUUGUGAAAGUAUCGGUUUGGUGAACAUGUACAGUGGACGCCAGAAAACGUGAAUCAAAAACAAAUAUGGCCGCUGUGAAGUACAAUCAUUUCUUGUGCGAUAACCGUCUUAGUUCUCCUUAAGGUUGUGAUUGAAAGUGUUACACAGUCAUGUGGUGUUGUUCUAGGCUGUUGCGAAAUGUCGACCUUUUUGGCUGCUUUUUACAGUCACACGAUUUCCAACUUGUUUUUUUCUCGUCUUUUUAUAUGUGUGCAAUGAGGACACUGCUUUUAGGAUAACACUGCCAAUCAAAAUAAAAGUGGAUGCAAAAUUUUA
Messenger RNA from Osmerus eperlanus (European smelt), 2787 nucleotides. It is a transcript of the gene rnf11a, whose product is annotated as ring finger protein 11a. NCBI's taxonomy places the organism in Eukaryota, Metazoa, Chordata, Actinopteri, Osmeriformes, Osmeridae. The record is from RefSeq and is a predicted model, not a curated record. Gene Ontology annotation, molecular function: ubiquitin protein ligase activity. Gene Ontology annotation, cellular component: ubiquitin ligase complex. Gene Ontology annotation, biological process: ubiquitin-dependent protein catabolic process. The coding region runs from base 392 to 829 and encodes 145 amino acids. The transcript is spliced from 3 exons.